Messenger RNA from Ambispora gerdemannii, 191 nucleotides. Lineage: Eukaryota; Fungi; Glomeromycota; Glomeromycetes; Archaeosporales; Ambisporaceae. The record is from the annotation of a GenBank genome assembly.
ACUAUUUACCAGAUUUUAAAGGCACUUUAAACAACUUUUACGAUGAAAAACUAAAAGACACCAUUGAAAACAAAAGCACCGAGUAUAAAGACUUAGCCAGUGAAUUUAUUGCUAAAAGUUUAAAUUACCAAAAAGCUCUGUUAGCCAUUGGAGUGGCUAUUUUUCUGUUAUUGGCUAUUGCCUACUUCUGA